CUGUGUCGCCGCUUGGAUGUCAUCCUCCUUAGAUUUGCAAACCUGGCGCAAAACACAUUUCUAAACAGCAUUGAGUUUGUCCUGUGUACCAGCGACAUGUUGUUUACUUUCCGAACUUGCACGUCAGUGUUAUCAAAACGCUUAAGUAUGUCGAACAUAGAUGACAAACAUUUCAGUGAUGAAGAUCAUAACUUUCUACUUUCACUUUCAAGAAAGGGAAUUUUGAAAAGGGCAUCCACUGUCAAAAUGGCUCGUACAAAAGCUUCAGUCCUAGAUCAGGAUGACUCAGCUGGGGGAAAAUCUUCAGGAAAAAGUAAAACAAACCAGCAAAAGAGGAGGAAAGACAAAGCACAGAGUAAUGAUUCUGUAAAGAAAAAGAAAAUAAAAAAGGAGGAGUCCGAGAGUGAGGACAGUGAUGAACAGUCCAAGCUACCUCAGUUCUAUAAGGGAACAACAUGGCCACUGGACGCCAAAGUAGAGGUCCAUGUGGAUUAUGAGGAAGUGAAAGAAGUCCGUAAAAUCAAGCCUCCGUUUCUCCCGCUGUUAUAUCAGCUGACCCGUGGAGAACCAGAGAAUAUCGCCAAGGCCGUCAACGCAAUACCGCCUGUUCACCAACUUCUCAAAGAAAGAUUUGAAAAAGAAAAUAAACCAGAAGUGAAGCAAGAAGCGGUGCAAGAUAAGCAUGAUAAGAAACCCCUGGUGGUGAACCCUAAAAAAGUGGAUAUGGCAACGCUAAAGAAAAUCCCCAGUCAACAUUUCCGAGAUGCGAAAGGCAAAUGGCUGCCAAAGAAAAGGUGGAAAUUUGCUGAGAUCCUGAAGAACAAACCAAAGCUGCAGCACCUGCUCUCUGAGAGAACGGCAAACUCGGAUGGAAAUCGAGCAGCUAACAAGGGGCAUCAAGGGACUGCAAAGAAGCUUACACUGCUUGCUGAAGCUAGGUCAGCCAUUGAGGAAGUUUUAGCCAGGGUCUGUAUGCGCCGUCAAGAGUUUGCCAAACUAAUUGUAUGGUUAAGGAGUCUGGAAAUGAAAUCCUACGGAAAAUCCAAUACCCUGAAAUCUGUGACACCAUGGAGAAAGAAAAACAGAUCCAGUCCCAGAAGUAAACCUAAAGAUGUGCCAAAGGCUGCUGUUGAAGUAGUGCCUAGUGUUGAGGUACAAGAGGCUGAUUCAAGUUCAGAUGAUGAUGAUGAUGCCAAUGUGCCAGUCAAAAAAGCUAUGUAUGGCCUAGAAAAGAGUGCAAUUAUCCGCAAUGCACGCCUCAGAAACAAACCCAAGUAUAUGCCAUACAUUCCUCCUAAAAUCAAGGAGCCAGCAAAAGUGACAUCAAAAACAAUACAGGAAAAUGUGGUUUCUGCUCAACAUUCUGGGUCAACAAAGAGCUUACCUCAGCAAUCUGAUUCAUCAAAAAGUUUAACUCCACAAACAGGGUCUACAAAAGGUUAUAGUGUUUUGUUCAAAGGUAGGAUGUUCUCAUCAGGAAAGAAAAUCUUUCUCAAUAGAAGACAAAAUGUGGAAAGUGAAAGUGAUUCAGAGGAUGAUGAAGAAGAAAAUAUCAGGUCUUCCACCAGCUCAAAAAAAUCACAGGAAAGUAGACAAUCAAAGAGUGGACUUGAGUCCACUGAUAAUCCAAAUCCAGGUAAGGAAAAGUCCAAGGCACAGCAAAAAAUCAAAAAGUCAACGCCAUCAACAUCAAAACUGCAGGAAAGCUCAUCCAGCUCCGAAUCUGAAGAGAGUGCUGCAAUAGAAAAUAUUAGGACUCUUAAAUCUUCUAGUGCACUCUUUCCACAAGUUAGGAUUCCAUUCAUCAAGCUAACUGAUGCAGUAAAAUUGACCAACUCAGAAAAAAGAACUUGUUCUUCAGCUUCCUCCACAGAAAAUGUAAGCAAACUAAAAAGAACAAUUUACAAGGAGGGGAGAGAGUUAAAUGAUAAACCUGUCAGGAAGAAAGCAAAGAUUCAGAUGGUGACCUGGAAAGACGAUGCAGAAAAAUUGAAAGACAAUGAGAAUAACAAUGGAGGGCCUGAAGAGAAAGGAGAAAUGGCUGGGAGGCAGAGUGAAGCGGGAGUGAGGGAACGUUCAACAUCCAAGUCUCCUCUGUCUGCUGGGGAGGAUGUUAGUAGGGAGGAAUUUUCUCCUCCAGAGGUUCGAAUUGAAAAUUUAGAGGGAGAGGACUUGAGGACCAGUGGUGAGGACAACAAUACAGAAGAUCUUGAAGCUUUUGGUGAUGAGAACAGAGGUUCUUCUUCAAUAUCCCCAAUCUUGGACAGAAGGACUAAUGCUGAGGACAAUAAUACAGAUUGUCUAGGAACUUUUGGUGGUGAGGACAGAGGACCUUGUGCUUCCUCACUUUCCCCAAUCAAGGACACAAGUAGAAAUACUGAGGACAAUAUUACUGAGGAUCUGGAAGAUUUUGGUGAUGAGAACCAAGGUGCUUCCUCACUAUUCAAAAUCACGGACGUGAGGACCGAUGCUGAGAAUAUUGAUACGGAGGAUCUAGGAGCUCAUGAGGGUGAGGAGGGAGCAGAUGUUUCCUCAGAUUCCCCAGUCAUAGAAAGCACUGUCACUCAGAGUAGUAGUGAAGAGAGGGAAAAUGAUUCCUCCAUUACAGAGAGGGGGGAUAACUCCUCCAAUAUAGAGAGGGGGAAUAGUUCCAUAAACUUUGAAAGUGAGAAUAACUGCUCCAGCACUACAGAAAGGGGGAAUACAUUUAGCUCUUCUUUUGUAGACAUUGGAAAUAACUCUUCCAAUACAGAGAGGGGAACUAACUCUUCCACUACAGAGAAGGGAGAUAGCUCUUCUAGCCUAGAAAAGGGGAAUAACUCUUCCAUUACACAAAGGGGAAAUAGCUCUACUAACAGAGAGAUGGGGGAUAACUCUACCAAUAUAGAAAGGGGGAAUAAUAUUGAGAGGGGAAAAAAUUCCACAAGCCUAGAGAGUGUUAAUGACUCCUCCAUUCCGGAGAGGGGAAAUAGCUCUUCUAACAUAGAAAUAGGGGAUAAAUCUUCCAAUGCUGAGAGGCCGUCUACUUCAUCUAAUAACCCACAAACACCAAACACAGAGGAAACCCUGCGUCUGCUGAUCAGUCAUUUGUCAAACUUGCGAGAUUCCCAGGGGAAAGCUGUUGAUUGUAAGAUAUUAUUCUCCAGUGCAAACCAAGUUUUAACUAUCUCUGGGAGUAAAAAUAUUUCAUUAGAGGAAAGCAUAGAUAAAAAGCCAAUCAUUGUUGAGGGAGAGACGUCAGGGAAUUCUGUAGCCUCUACUUCAGAUCGGGUCAACAGAGUCAGUCCAGAUACAUCCAAUCAGAUGGACAAUCCCCAGAGUUCAGAGGUCAACGUUCCUGGCAUAGUGGAGAUUGUAGAGAGUGAUGAUAGCAAUUUGGAAUUCGUUUCCUCAGAAACCAUGGCAACGGUGAAGCAAGAGAGGGCGGAGCCUGAAGGAGAGGAGGCGGAGCUAAGAAACCAAAAAGAGGCUGAGGCAGUGAUCAUAAUCGAUGAUUAAUUAUAGCAGUAUAUUAAUGGACUUCUUAUGACCUUCAAAUGAUUGCAAUAGAGAUAUAGUCACAAGUUUUCUGGAAUAGAAGCAUGAAUUUGGGCAGCACCAAGGGAGAAGUGAGAAGGGUAAUUCUAAGAGAUAUGGGAAGGUUUGUACAGUCAGAAACAAUAUGUGUUGUGUGGUUGACUCUGAAAGAAUGAAGGAAGAAAAUAAAUAUUUUCGAUAUAGAUUAAUUGUAUUAAUCGGUUGUGUUUUAGGUUGUUAAUAUCAUGUAGUUGGCAUUUUUUAUUUGUUUGCUUGUUUGUUAAUGUUUUUAAUCAUUUACUUGCAUGGGAUAUUAUGUGUAAAUAUAAUUUUAACAUCAUUACCAGGGUAAUUUUGUUUUCAUAGAAUUUUGUAGAUGAACUGGGUUUGAAGUUUUCGAUUUUGUAUGAGUUUUUUAUGAAGCAUUGUAUCAAAAUUUUUACACACCUUUCAGAGAUUGUUUUUAUUUCUUUUGAUCCAGUGUUACUAGUAUUAUGAACAAUUACAUGUAGUUGUCAAUAGGUUUCUUGUGUGAAGAAAUAAGCCUUAAUUUUCAAAUACCAGGAGGAAAAACUGAUUAACAAUAUACCGUAAAUCUGGAAAUUUUUAUGUCGAUUUUAUUUUGCA
This is a messenger RNA of Saccostrea cuccullata (small rock oyster), 4143 nucleotides long. Its product is annotated as rho GTPase-activating protein gacU-like. The transcript has 7 exons. NCBI's taxonomy places the organism in Eukaryota, Metazoa, Mollusca, Bivalvia, Ostreida, Ostreidae. The record is from RefSeq and is a predicted model, not a curated record. Bases 97 to 3498 code for a protein of 1133 amino acids.